Molecule: messenger RNA, 1239 nt
Organism: Metarhizium acridum CQMa 102
Lineage: Eukaryota; Fungi; Ascomycota; Sordariomycetes; Hypocreales; Clavicipitaceae
Source: RefSeq, a predicted model, not a curated record
AUGCACAGACGGACACACACAAAACGACCCGUCAUAUCAGCACCAAUUGGUCCUGUUCAACAUAUGGGCGGAUCGGGAUUCAGUGCAACAGAGGCCUUGCAGGGCACAGCUUGGGUCGAUUACUGCGAGGGCAACCGAAGCUACAUGACAUGCAACCCGGGCUCUUCUUCGGACUCGCUUGCCUCGCGGAAGUCUCGACGGGUCUCGAAAAGCUUCCCCAUUACGGAGCCUCCGUCCGCGAGCCCGACGGUUGUGGAGUCGGAUGUCAGCGCUCUUACUCGGAUACAGACAAAUAAUUCUUCCAAGGCGUCGCUGGGCAAGAGGUCCGCCUUCUUGUCGCUUUCAAGAAGGUCGUCGUCGAAGCAGCUCCCCAGGUAUACCCUGACUGCGCGUCCGGAGUCGGCGGCUGACACUGCUGAAAACAAGUUACCUUUGAAAGAAAAUGAUGCGGAUUCUUCCAUUCCUAGGUCGAUGAGAAAAUGGCACAUGUCGAUGGCGCUGACGGUGCUUCAAGAACUCAAGAAGCCGUUUUCGAGAAAGGGCUUGGCCGCCAUCCAGAGUCCCAACCUUGAUCGCCCGCAGCCAGACGAAUCUGAACUGAGUGCUUCGAGCUCUCGAUCCUCUGAGUCGACCCUAGUACACUUUCCUGGGAACGAUACUCGCCCAAGCUCUCCUGCUAAUAUCUCUCCUCGAAAAUCGGAGAGCGAGGCACAGGACGGGAUGUACUGGGCUGGACGCUACGGUGGACGGCGUGAUAGGUUAUUUACCAAAAUGCUUAAUGAUGGCUCCUUACAUGCAUCUUCAUCACCACCACAAAACACCAAGGGCCGCUGGCAGACGCGAUUGCCCCUCCCAGCUCGGCCGUCGCCGGCAUCUUCUGAUCGCUUGACGUAUCUCGCUCCGUCAAACACAACAUCAGCUCUACCAACAGUUGCGUACGACUCCAUACCACGUCCACCGGAUGAACAUGAUGUUGACCAACGUAUAUCCCAGUAUCUAGAGUCGGAGUGCACUACAAAAGAGGCUCAAGAGUCGUUCAGGCAUUACUACGCUCUUUAUCAACGCUUUGAAGGUGGAUGUUUUCCGUAUGAUAAAGGCCAGAAGAACGGCCUUCUUGCCCGUGUGGGUAAUCGCUUUGAAAGUGACGACAAACGACGAGAACCAAGAAUCAAUGAGUUGACAAACUCAAGGUCAGGGGCGGUUGGCAUUACUCCGGGCCGUGGAGUGUCCGUAUACUGA